CUGUCAUGCCAUUAAUCAUUUGCUGUCACAUUCAAUCUUGUUGGUGCGACUUCCUUCCAACUUAUCUCCUCUGCUAGCCUCGAGACUGAAUAUGAGCCUGUAGUAGCAGCUGAGGGUCUCGUACAUGUUGUUUGGAAUCUGACUUCAGCGCAGCGUCACUUUGGAGCCUAAAAAUAACCAUGAACAACAGGCAGUCCACCCCAGUGACUUGGCAAACGCUUUUUCACCAUGCUGCUCACUGUGUGUUGAUCUAAGCAGCCGCUACAAUCAACUCCUUUUUUUUUCUGAUUACUGGGAGGAUGAGCCAUUAUUUCCAUUUUCUGCUUCUGUGGUAAGUGCUGACCUCAGCUGAGUUGUUGACCGUGCUGAAAGAAGUUUUGACCUGCAACUUGAACUGAAGACGAUCAUGGUGCGCAAUGUCGACGACCUGGACUUCUGCCUGUCCUCCCAUCCCCAGAGCAUCCUGGAGGGCUUGCGCUCGCUUUGCUCUCAACCCAAACUCGUCGACGUGACGCUGAGCGCGGGCGGGCGGGAUUUCCCCUGCCACCGCGGCGUGCUCGCCCUCUGCAGCAUGUACUUCCGCUGCAUGUUCUCGGGGGACUUUGUGGAGAGCAUAGCUGCACGCGUGGAGCUUCAAGAUGUCGACCCCGAUAUACUCAGCUGCUUGCUCGACUUCGCCUACACGGGGAAGCUAACCAUCAACCAGAGCAAUGUGGAGGGGUUGAUCUGCACCUCCAGCCAGCUGCAGUUCCAGACAGUGCGAACCGUGUGCAGCCGAUACCUCCAGCAUCAGAUCGAUGCAACCAACUGCCUGGGCAUCCUGGAGUUUGGGGAGAUCCAUGGCUGCCCUGAGGUGGUGGCCAAAGCGUGGGCCUUCCUUCUGGAGAACUUUGAGGCUGUCGAACAAGGUGAGGAGUUUCUGUUUUUGGGAAAAGACAGGCUGGUUGCCUGUCUGUCGGAUGAAGGACUGCAAAUCCGAUCAGAGUGCACUCGUGUGGAGGCUAUCCUGAAAUGGGUUAGGCACCACACAGAGUCUCGGCUCUGCCACCUUCCUGAACUCCUCCCCUUGUCCCGUCUUUUUCUACUCAGCCCGGACUACCUAGCUGACACCCUACUCAAAGACAGCCUAGUUCAGGCCUCUCCCAGCUGCAAAGAAGCUGUGGAAAAAAUUCACAGAGAGAAAAUGGAUUUGGCACCGGAAUAUCUGGACAGGUUCAGCAGUCAGAGUCCGCAACAAAACCUGCAAGAGGUGCUGUUUGUGAUGGGAGGUCGUUCACUGGAUGACUCAGACGAUGAAGACGACUCAGACGAGGAUGAGGACAGAGACCCAAGGCUGCAAAGACUGCUACCCAGGAACUGUGCCUUCUACAACACAAAGACUAAACAGUGGCACGAGCUCCCUAAUUUCCCCAAUCCCAACAAGUGGGGUUACUCCUUGGUGUCUUUGAACAACGAUGUGUAUGUCACAGGGGGCUCGCGAGGUUCGAAUACCAACACCUGGUCGACCACAGAGACCUGGAAGUAUAUCACAAGAGAGGGGAGAUGGGUUACUGUGGCACCCAUGCACCGGCCUCGGACUAACCACACAUCAGCAACACUCAACGGGGAGAUUUACGUCAUUGGAGGCACAACGUUGGACCGGGUGGAGGUCGAGCAUUAUGACCCGUACAAUGACACCUGGGCCUUGACGUGCCCCGCCUUAAAAUAUGUGACCAACUUCACUGCCACAGCUUGUCAUGGGAAGCUCUACGUGGUUGGCUCUUGUGCCGUCAAGUACAAUGCACUAACCAUGCAGUGCUACAACCCUGUUAUAGAUAACUGGAUCAGCAUAUGUUCACCCUUCAUCCCCAAGUAUUUGUCUUCUCCUCGUUCUGUCUGUGUGGAUGGGAUCAUAUAUCUGGUUGCUGACAACACUAAGAAAGUCUACUCAUAUGAUCCAGAGGCAAACAUGUGGCAGAAGGUCCAGCUUCUUCACAUGCUCCAUGAGAACGGUGGCCUCGUAAGUCUGGAUGGGAGGCUGUUCGUCACUGGAGGCCAUUGGAAAGGCAUGGAGGGGGAUUACGGGGUGGAAGUGGAGGUUUACAACCGGGCAUCCAACACCUGGGAGGUGGACACCUUCCUUCCAAGACUUUGGUUCUACAGUGGAGUCUGCACCAUCUUUCUAGACCCAUCCCUGUGGCCUGAAGUCUUCCCCAUGGAGUCCACAUAAUAGCUCCCUGUCUAAACUCAUGGUGGGAGAGUUCACAGAGACACGUUGUUCUCGUAUCUGUGUUACGCUGCAAAUGGAAUGUUUAUCCCCGGAUGUCAUUGUGUCCUAGAAUAGUGUGUAACAUGAUCCUCAGGUAUUCUUGGAUUUUUUUUUUUUUUCAGAGCCGUACAGGGCGGCUCAGCAGGUGUUUAUUUAUACUUUGUAUCAUGUGUUUGAGAUCUGAUUUGUGCUAUAGAAUGGCGCCUGCGAAUCAUGAAAUCAGUGUAGAUAUAGUUUUGUGAGGUACUGUUUUCAGUAUUAUUUUUAUUGCUACCAUAACUCGCUGUUGUAUAUGAACUGGAAAUAAAUAAAAUGUGUUCCUGAAAUGGGU
This is a messenger RNA of Mugil cephalus (flathead mullet), 2579 nucleotides long. It is a transcript of the gene klhl30, whose product is annotated as kelch-like family member 30. The transcript is spliced from 8 exons. The coding region runs from base 407 to 2209 and encodes 600 amino acids. NCBI's taxonomy places the organism in Eukaryota, Metazoa, Chordata, Actinopteri, Mugiliformes, Mugilidae. The record is from RefSeq and is a predicted model, not a curated record. Gene Ontology annotation, molecular function: protein binding.